Messenger RNA from Toxorhynchites rutilus septentrionalis, 1052 nucleotides. RefSeq lists its product as uncharacterized. The coding region runs from base 55 to 627 and encodes 190 amino acids. The record is from RefSeq and is a predicted model, not a curated record. Lineage: Eukaryota; Metazoa; Arthropoda; Insecta; Diptera; Culicidae. The transcript has 3 exons.
AGACGCUUGUACAUGGCUAUAUUUUAGUAUUAUUACUGUAGAAGCUGUAUCGACAUGUUCGAAAGGUACUCAACGAUCGUCCUAUUGAUUGGGUUGCUGCAAUGCGCACAUGCGUUGCGGGUGAACCUGACGAUGUUCACCAACUGUCGGGACCUUGACAUUGAGUACGGUGAGGCUGAUGUUGCCAUCACGAAGGUCUCGUACGAUCGAGAUGCGGAUGGCAUCUGCAAUACGAUCCACGUCGAGUAUCACGUGAAGAAACCCAGCGAUAAAGUUCAGGCAGAGCUAGUCAUUGGCACUUACAAGUGUCCCCCGGGAACGACCACCAUUUGUCUGGAUAAUGCCAGAGAACACGUGGAAGACAUGACCUGUGAACGGUUCCACACCGACGACAGUGGACCGUGGUAUAUGCUAUCGAGUGCGAUGUCUAAUGGCGAUCGCUGUGGACGAGUCGAGGGCUUCUACAACUUGGAUGCAGCCGUUCUGGACAUCAAAUACCUCCGUAGCUACCUCGAUGUUGGCAAAGGAUCCUAUCGGGUGCGAAUGUUGUUCCACGUGCCAGGAACGGACCUGACGCAGAAGAAUGUCCGAGGGUGUUGCGAGAUGGAUUUCGACGUAAUUGACUAAGGAGUUCACGGUUGAUUCUGUGCGCUCGUGUAACAUGAUUCGCCCUUAUUCCUUCGGUUUACUCUUCCAAAAUCAGUAUUGCAGUUACUUUACCACCGAAAUAGAUGGCACCACAAUUUAAGAAUAAGCGUAAAACAUGAAAAUGCUGUCGAAGAGUUUUUAUUACAUCCGAUUUUUUUUUGAAGUUAUUAUUCAGCUUUUGGUUCAAUUUUCGUCCCGGUUGGAAAUCUUGCGGCUAUUAAAGAAAUUUUCUAAACAUCAUUUUCGCAAAAAAAUUAAUGUUCGUUGAUGGUCUACUGCAAUAUCGGCGUCACGUAUUCACGUUCGGCGUCGCGUUCGGUUCGGUUUUUUAACUGCCCACUUAACUCACUUGAGGGUUUUUCAAACGAACGAUAUUAUUAAUCCUUUUCACCCUGGCGUUUGCG